Tetrahymena thermophila SB210 is the source of this 4503-nucleotide messenger RNA. RefSeq names its product IQ calmodulin-binding motif protein, putative. The transcript has 11 exons. NCBI's taxonomy places the organism in Eukaryota, Ciliophora, Oligohymenophorea, Hymenostomatida, Tetrahymenidae. The record is from RefSeq and is a predicted model, not a curated record. Gene Ontology annotation, biological process: regulation of transcription by RNA polymerase II. Gene Ontology annotation, cellular component: nucleus. Gene Ontology annotation, molecular function: protein binding; double-stranded DNA binding; transcription coregulator activity.
AUGAAUGAAAUUUCUUUAAUAAAUACUGCUAAAAUUCGUUGGUUAAAAAGCUAAGAAAUUUUAUAAAUUCUUAAAGACCCUCCUAAAGGUUUGAUAGUUGAAAAAAUACCUACAAAGCCUUAAAAUGGGGACAUAUUUAUUCUUGAUUCUAAAAUAAUUAAGAGAAAAUGGAAAUAAGAUGGUUGGACAUACAUGCCAAGGAAAUAAGGAAUAGGAUUUCGUGAAGAUAAUGAAAAUCUUAGGAUAGGCGGCGAAAAUGCUAUUACAUGUUAUUACUCCUAUAUAAUUAACGGAUUGCUUGAAGGUGAAGAAAAGAUUAUUGUAAUGAACCGAAGAAUUUAUAAGCUUUUUCCAGAUGGCUAGUAUUUUUUUGUACAUUAUCUAAAGGAUACAGCGGGUGCAUCUAGUAAUUCAGUAAAAGAAACUUCUCUAUCUAUAUAAAGUAGCAGUGGGACAUCAAUUCAAAGCAAUUAAUAAUAGAUUCAAAGUAGUAACUCAGUAGAAACAGAUUAUUAAGAUAUCUAAAAAAAAAACUUGAACAUAAAUAAUUAAUUGGAAUCUUAAUUAAUUUAAGAGCAGUAAUAAUAGACAUAAAAUAACUAGGCUUCGAAAGAAGAGUUCUUAUAGUAAAAAAAAGAUUUUCUUUAAAGACAUUUAAGCAAUAACAAUAACAUAUUAAAUAGCACAACAAUAAGUGCAACAAGUGAUUUAGAGUGUUCAUCAAAAGAACAUCCGUUUCAUUUGAAUGAUUAUACAUUAUUCAAUUAAGAAGAAUCUUCUUACUAUUCUAAUUCAUCUCCAGUUUGCUCUACAAAUUAAAUUAUAAGUUAGAAAUUACAAGAGAACAAUGAAAGGUACCAGCUAUCAGGCAAUACUAAUAAAUCAUAAUUUAGUCUAUCAAAUUGCAAAUAUCCUGCAAACCAGCAGCAAAAAACAUAAUUAAUUUAACAACAAAAUAUAAAUUCGAGUGCUAUGGAAGAAGAAAAUGAUUAGAUUGUAAAAAAUUAAUUUGAAACAUAGUAAAAUAUGUAAAUUUAGAAUUAAAACCAACAACAAAAUAAAAAAAUUUAUUAACAAAAUAUACCUCUCAUAAAUUAAUGUAAGAAUAAUACUAACAACCCAUGUGAAUUUUAUAAUAUUUUAUCUUAAGAUGGCGAAUAUGAUUUAAAGUUGGAUAUUAAUAGUGAGGGUCAUUCAGCAAAUCAUUAAAUUCCUUUAAAUAUUAAUUAUACAAUAACAUAAUAAAUUUAACAAGCGUAGUAAAACAAUAAUUAUAAUGAUUUAGAAGAUUGGUAGCAUGAUUAAUAUAGCAAUACAAAUAAUUAACAAUAAUAUAAGGGAAACUAUGACUCUUAUUAAGGUAUUGAUAGGUCAAAUUAAAUCUAAAAUAGAAAUCAUGAGUUUUAACAGCUAGAUUUGGAAAGAAAUUUUGAUGAAAUGAUUCAAUAUGGUGAAGAAAAUUUUAGAAAUACUGAUAACAGCAUUUAGUAGAAUGUAUACGAAGAAAGUGAAUACAUAAAUAGAAAUACUAACUUGUAAAAUACUAACGGGGCAACAUUUAUAAAAAACUAUUAAACUAAUAUUUAUGAAUCAUAAAAAUAAAGUGGAUAGUUCCCUAGCAAUUCUACCAUGCAGUCGCAUAUUAACUAAUAAAAUAACUCAUUCUAAAUUAAUUAGGAAAAUUAAGUAUUCUAGAAAGGUAAUCAUUAAAAACAAUCAUAAAUUCAUUCAAGAUAAUUCAAUUAAAUUUAGUUGUAAUAGCAACAACAAAUUUAAAAAGAUAAUCCAAUUAAAAGUAGCAAUACUAAUCAAUUAUUAAAUUAUUUAAACAAAGAUACAGUCAGCAAUUAAUUUACUAAUCCUCCCUCUUACUCAAAACUUCAGGAAAGAAUAAUUGAACUUGAGGAAAGACUUUAAAAGUUAGAAUUUGGAAAUAUAAGAUAGUAAACUGACUAAAAUUUGAUUGAAAGCAUGACUUAUCCAUAAAAUUAGGCAGAUAAUAAUCAUUUAGGUAUUUUUAAUAAUGCUUAAAAUAUAAAUGUUUAAAAUGAAAAUAAUUAAAAAUUCAAAAAUUUAAACUAUGAAGUUAAGAAUCAAAGUAUUUUUAUUCCAAAUUAAAAUUAAAAGUUAUUUAUUUAGGAAUAGUAAUUACCAUAAUUAAAUUUAGAUAGCUAGAAUUAAUUGGACCUCAAUUAAAAGAUCUUAAGCCAAAAAAAAUAAUAAAAUACAUUUUACAACAAUCACAAAGAUGUUAUCUAAUAACCUGAUGAAAAUAUAUAAAUAAACUAAAAUGUAAUAUGCCAGAUUCCAUAAAUUGAAAAAAAAUAAUAAUUUGAUCAAAAUUUUAUUCAAAAUACCUAUAAUUAAAAUACUAAUAAUAAUAAUAAUUCUUACAAUUUAAACAAUAAAAAUAACAGUAAUUCUUAUAAUUCAAAUAGUAGUAAUAGCAAUUCAUUUAAUUAAAAUAACAACAAUUCUUAUAAUCAAAAUAACAAUACCAGUAAUCAUUAUAAUUAAAACAAUAAUAGUUAAUAUAAUUAAAAUAAUAAUAGUUAAUAUAAUUAAAAUAAUAAUAAUAAUAAUUGCAAUUAAAAUAAUAAUAUUCCUUACAAUUUAAAUAGCAGUACAAGCUAUAAUUAAAGUAGCACUAAUGUUUGCAAUUAAAAUAAUAAUAAUAAUAAUAAUAAUACCUAUAAUGAAAACUAGAUUCAAGAAGAAGGGCAGAAAUAAAUAACUAAUAGCUCUAAAAAAAAUUAGCAAAAUUCAAACACUAAUUAAUAAAAUGAGAAUCGCAGAGUUCCUAUAAAAGUGACUGAAUAUUCUCCUGAAUGGGAUUAUACAAAAGGAGGAAGUAAGAUGGUUUUGUGUUUUCUUCCUGCUUUAAGCAAUUUGAGUGAAUAUUAAAUGAGCUAAUUUUAAAUUGGAUUUGGAAGUGAAAAAGUGCCUGCUUACUGUAUCCAGCCAGGUGUCUUGAAGUGUUUUGUCCCACCACAUGAAAAAGGAAUCGUCAAACUUUAAAUAUACUUGGAGGAUCAGAGAAUAGAUUGCAUUGAUGAUAAACCAUCAUACUUUGAAUUUAGAAACUAAGAUAAAAAGAAAAAGAAGUAAAUAUCAAAGAAAGUAAUCUUCAACUAAGACGAUGAGUUUUAUAAAAAUGAGUUUAAGGUUAGAAUAAUAGAUAAGCUGAAUAGCAUUUAAGAUUUUAUAAGUCAAUCUUCAAAUUCUAAAUCUAAUUAAGCAGGAUUUUCUAACCAUGUUCAAAUUGAUUUCGUUUAGUAAGAUGGCGAUUCAAAAUAGAAAAGGAAAGAUUUAUAGGCCAUUCUUGAGAGCUUAAGAGAUAGUCUUGAUAAUUUAAAUAACUAGAAUUUUAAUACCUUACUAACUAAUAUUUUAAGUAUUGCAGAAGGUAAUUUAAAAAAAAAUUAAAUUAAAAAAUGGAUCGAUUAAGUAGACGACAAUGGAUACGGGUUAAUUCACUAUGUCGUAAUUCUUGGGUUCGAUAGCUCUUUUAAUAUAUUAAAAGAAUUCGACUGCAAUUUAAAUUUGCAAUCAAAAAAUAAAAUUACUCCUUUAUAACUUGCAUUUGCUCUAAAUUAAGAAAAAAUUGUUGAGAUUUUAAUCAAAAGCGGAGCACUUGGAGAAAAUCUCAAUUAAUAAUUGCAAGGUGGUUAAAUUAAAGGAGAUAUUCAAUAAAUUAGUAGCUUACUGAAUCUUGGUACUAUAUAUUAGAGUAGAAAUAUAUUAGAUAUGUUGGUCAGAGAAGUUACUUUACAUGAUUCGAUUAAUAACAGCAGUCUAAAUGACCAUAUUAGCUGGAAUGAUUAAGAUGAAUAGGAAGAUAAUUACCUAGAUAUUAAAGAUUUAUGUGAACCAUCUAACGAAAAUGAUUUAAUUAAAAAUCUGAAUGCAAUCUCUCAUUAACUUAAGGAUUUAAAUAAAAAAAAGGAAAGAGUUUUAAAAAAGAAAAAUAAUAUGAACAAUUAAGAAGGUGAGUUCUUUUCGCUUACUGAAUUGGAAAAAAGUGAGUCUUACUUAGAGGAAGAUGAAGAAGAAGACUAUGAUGUAGAUGACUAUGAUGAUGAAGAUGAUGAAGAAGAAGAAGAUGAUGAUGACGAUGAAGAUGAAUACUCCAAAGUUUUUAGACCUUUAGAAUAAAAUAAGUUAUUAUCACAAGAUAAUUUAGAUAAGGCAAAUAAGAAACAUAAAUACUUGCGAAAUUAUUCUGAAGUAAAUAAAGCCUAUAAGGAUAAACAAAGAGAUGCAACAGAAUUUGAUGAAAAAGACGAAUAACUUUAUAUGAGUUAAAACUACUAAUGUAGAAUUAAGACUAUUUAAAAAAAUGUCAGAGGUUGGCUUCUUAGAAGAUAAUAUUUAGAUAUAAAAUAUGCUACCCGCGUUCUAUAAAAUUAUAUAAGGUAAAAGAUAGCUAAAAAACACAUUAAACCAGAAUGUAAAAAUAUGAUAAAAAAUAAAUUAAUAGAUUGGUUAAGUAUAAAGCACUGA